This is a messenger RNA of Mollisia scopiformis, 372 nucleotides long. RefSeq lists its product as uncharacterized. NCBI's taxonomy places the organism in Eukaryota, Fungi, Ascomycota, Leotiomycetes, Helotiales, Mollisiaceae. The record is from RefSeq and is a predicted model, not a curated record. The coding region runs from base 1 to 372 and encodes 123 amino acids. The transcript is spliced from 2 exons.
AUGCCAGAUCCUCCUCAGCGGUAUAAACUACAACUUACGGACUUCUGGGCCAACGAGUACAGGAGCAAAUACAACUCGGAGCCCAAAUAUCAUUACAAGGAUGUGAUGUUCGGAUUGGAAGACGAUGAAGUCGUCGUUGCUGGCAUUUUGUUAGGCAGUGAUCUUGUCCCACAUUGGCAGUUCCGCAACUUGUUCCAGGGAGACAAUCGCAAUAUGAUGGAUACAUCUUCCAAUGCCAAGGCUACCGUUGUGGGACAUCUGGAUGGCAACUUGGUAUUUCUGAUUGUGCUUGUGCCCUACAAGGAUAGCGUCUCGUUCCAGGGACCGAAUUUUACAGGUGGCCAGAAUAGUAAUGAGAAAAUGAAUAAAUAA